Neodiprion fabricii is the source of this 1845-nucleotide messenger RNA. Its product is annotated as omega-amidase NIT2-like. The record is from RefSeq and is a predicted model, not a curated record. Gene Ontology annotation, biological process: oxaloacetate metabolic process; L-glutamine metabolic process. The coding region runs from base 780 to 1751 and encodes 323 amino acids. Gene Ontology annotation, cellular component: mitochondrion. Lineage: Eukaryota; Metazoa; Arthropoda; Insecta; Hymenoptera; Diprionidae. The transcript is spliced from 5 exons. Gene Ontology annotation, molecular function: omega-amidase activity.
UACCUUGACUAUAAUGUAGUCAAAAUAUAAGUUUGCGACUAUACUGUGCCUUCCAACAUAAUGAAACCGACGAGAUGACCACUGACAAUGAAAACAGAAUAACAGUGGGAUGAGAAAAAUAUUAUUUUAGACACUUUGGAUAGGCCAAACGAGCAGCUUUCGAAUCCACAACCCACAACCAUUCGCAUAAACAAUAAUAUUCAUUGUCGAACUGAUCAUUGCAAAAGGCUGGAUAUGCUGGUGAGGAAAUACUUGAUGAAACCAAACAUUUUCUUGUCUUUCUUUUUGAACUUAUGCUUCAAAUACAUUCCAUAACUUUGGAUGGUGUACCUUAUAGAAAUGCAUCUCUACCAAAAUGACUGGUUAUACAUUGUACCUUAUGAUCAAUACAAUACACAUAUUUUUAUUGGCUUUUCAAGUUAGAAAGAACGAAUAAAUACAACAGUGCCAUUCUGAUAAAUGUUAUAUUUGAUAUUUCAGUUUUGGCAACAUCUUGGUUCCUUCAACCUCAAAUAACGUGAGAAAGUUGAUAUUAACUGCAUUUAAAUUCUACUACAUAUCUAGCUGCAAACUUCUUUCCUUCCAUGAGUUCUUUGAAAUAUAUCUAAAAUACUAUAAUACAUCGAUGUGUAUUCCUAAAAUUGGAUUCCUCGUCUCUCAAUGCUGCUUCACACACAUCUCUUUCUUAUCAGUAGCUACAAGUAGUUAGCAUAAGUCGCAUCAUUCGGUUGUAGCACAUAAUAUAGCCAAUCGGACCUAACCUAUCAGUUAGUAUCUGCAUGGCUAUGGCAUUGAGCAAUAUCGCUCGACAGUCAAGUAAAGCAAUGGCAAGUACGUACGAUGAUUUUUGCCAAUUUCAUGGAAACAAUUUUGUACUUUUGGCGAUCGAUGAUGUCAAUAUAUCUAAUACAUAUCUUAUUAAAGGUCUUCGAUUGGCCCUGGUACAACUUGCCGUAACUGACGAUAAAGCGACAAACAUCUCUCGAGCAAUCUCUUUUGUCGAACGAGCAAAACAACAAGGCGCCGACGUCGUUGCACUGCCAGAGUGCUUCAAUUCACCUUAUGGAACUGCACAUUUUCCAAAUUACGCUGAAAAUGUUCCCGCGGGUGAAACAAGUCUUGCGCUAUCAGCUGCAGCUAAAAAAAAUGGAAUUUAUGUAAUCGGUGGUUCGAUUCCGGAAAGAGAUGGGGAAAAGUUUUUCAACACUUGCACGGUCUGGGAUUCCGAAGGAAAAUUCAUCGGAAAAUAUAGAAAGGUGCACUUGUUCGACAUUGAUGUAAAAGGAAAAAUGACAUUCAAAGAAAGUGACAUCCUCACCGCUGGCAAUGAACUUCUUACGUUUCACAUCAAGAACUGGAAGAUUGGUUUAGGAAUCUGCUACGACAUUCGGUUUGAAGAGUUGGCUCGUCUGUACCGUAACUUAGGGUGCCAAUUGAUGUUUUAUCCUGGUGCUUUUAACAUGACUACCGGACCUUUGCAUUGGUCUCUUCUGCAACGCGCUCGUGCCAAUGACGCCCAGCUUUAUGUUGCCGGCGUAUCUCCGGCCAAAGUAGACGGUUCUGGUUACGUAGCUUAUGGCCACACGCAGCUAACGGAUCCCUGGGGAAAAGUGCUUAAGGAGUUGGAGUUCGCGCAAGAUAUGAUUGUCGCUGAUAUUGAUAUGACAGUCGUUGAUGAGGUCAGAGCCCAGAUUCCAAUUUUUGGCCAACGUCGUACCGACUUGUAUGAAACUUGUUGGAAGAAAAAUUAGCACAAACAGCGACAAAGUUUGUAUCUACCUUAAAAUGGAUUUUGAAAUUGAAAAAAUCAAACUUUUUUUAAUCACCAAACCCAUUAAACCAUAU